Messenger RNA from Penicillium roqueforti, 204 nucleotides. RefSeq lists its product as uncharacterized. NCBI's taxonomy places the organism in Eukaryota, Fungi, Ascomycota, Eurotiomycetes, Eurotiales, Aspergillaceae. The record is from RefSeq and is a predicted model, not a curated record. The transcript has 3 exons. Bases 1 to 204 code for a protein of 67 amino acids.
AUGCCACUUCCUCUUCUUCUCUCUUCCUCCCCUUCCUCUUCUCUCUCUAUCCUCAAUUAUUCUUAUCACUUCUCGUCGAGACAGUGGUCACAUACAACCGCCACAAUUUUCGCGACAAGUCUUAACUCGCGGCACCACCCGUUCAACGGCCGACGCUCAUCCAACCGUGGAGGAGCAUCGGACUGCGCACCCUAUAUCCGUUAA